AUGGAUCAGUGGACGGGCGUGCAUCGGGCGUUCAUAAUACGCGCCUAUUAUAGAAAUAAUGAUUCCAUAAGCACAGCGCAGCGCAUGUUUAAGAAACAGUUCAGCAUUUAUCAGAUCCCGCCCACAAAUGUGAUCAAGAGCUGGCUGCGGCACUUUGAGUGCACGGGUUCCUCUCAAGCGGGCGGCUGCACGGCGCGUUCCUCCAUUCCCCAAAUCUUCUGCACCAUUUGCAAUCAGUGCCUGAGCAAUGAGAAGAAUUUCAGCAGCUCCAUCAAAUAG
Messenger RNA from Drosophila arizonae, 279 nucleotides. RefSeq lists its product as uncharacterized. NCBI's taxonomy places the organism in Eukaryota, Metazoa, Arthropoda, Insecta, Diptera, Drosophilidae. The record is from RefSeq and is a predicted model, not a curated record.